Messenger RNA from Actinia tenebrosa (Australian red waratah sea anemone), 1743 nucleotides. RefSeq lists its product as uncharacterized. Gene Ontology annotation, biological process: cGMP biosynthetic process; intracellular signal transduction; receptor guanylyl cyclase signaling pathway. Gene Ontology annotation, cellular component: plasma membrane. The record is from RefSeq and is a predicted model, not a curated record. Gene Ontology annotation, molecular function: adenylate cyclase activity; peptide receptor activity; guanylate cyclase activity. Lineage: Eukaryota; Metazoa; Cnidaria; Anthozoa; Actiniaria; Actiniidae.
AUGAAUAAUCAAAUCUUUACUCAAAAAAACAACCAAAAAGCAAAAUCCAAAGGAGCUGACAAAUAUCGAGCAGCUUCAAGGUGGCACAGAAUUUGGCAAACGUUCAAAAUCUUAAGCGUGUCUGUUAUUUCUACCAUCGCUUUGUUCGUCUUUGUUUCGUUGGACGUCAAUCAGGCUCUAAAGGCAAUGGAAAAGGAAACAAACGUACAAGAAGCGGUAGUGUAUAGUAUAAAAGUUGCUGAUUUUAUCCAUCAUUUGCAAGACGAACGCGGUUUAACUGUGCUAAGCAUUAGCUCCAAUCAAGACAAAGAAAUUGUUGUUCGUUUAGAAGAAGCACGAAGAAAAACUAACGCAGUUAUGAAGAAUUUACUAUCCUUACACGAAAGUGCUAUUGAAAGAUUCACAUCCAUAGAAAGAUUUUCAAACCUCAUCUAUGAGCACAGAAAGAUGAUUGGUUAUGGAGGAAGAAAUUCGAAUGUUAACGAGGAAGUGGCGUUUUACUCUGAUAUUAUUCAGUUCUCGUUAGAUUUUCUGCUAGAGUCUUUCAGCAAGAAUUCUAUUGAUGAUUUUACGCUAAGUCUUCUUGGGUACCAGAUGUUUUUAGUCGCCAAAGACAAAACCGGAAUUGAGAGAACUCUUGGUAGAUCUUUCUUUUCUCGAGGCCGUUUUGAUGAAACUGAAGACCUAUUGUGGUACGCAGAGCAAAGUAUCAUGGGUAAGUCACUACUGAAGAGAAGCAUGAAAUACAUGCCACAGCUUAAACACCUCUACGAAGCAGCCAUCUUCAGUUCAAAUGACAUCAACAUGACACAACUCGUCCAGAUGCGGAAAGUUCUCAUGAAGAACGAACCAAGGCCAUCGAACAGUACAGCAGGAGAGCUGUGGUUUUCUCAUAUGUCCCAGUACAUCAACGUUCUUCUCCAAGUCCAGAAAGCUGCUGGUGAACGAAUAGUUACAGUUCUACAAAUGACAGUCGAUCAGCAGGAGCUACAGCUGAUAUUUCGCAUUACUAUUUUAGUCGUUGUUCUCAUAUUGACGCCAUUGCUCGUUCUAGCUGUCACGCGUAUGACAAACACUAUCCAGAAAUACGCAGCGAAGCUUGAAGACAUCACACUGAAUCUGAAAGAAGAACAGAAACGAACAGACAACGUGUUGUCGGCCAUGUUCCCUAAGUCUGUAGCAGAAACCCUGAAGAGAGGAGAGAAGGUCAAUUCUGAAUACUUUGACAGUGUGACGGUGUUCUUCAGUGACAUCGUCAAUUUCACCAACAUCUGUGCAUGUAUAUCACCUAUCGAGGUUACAUCCAUGUUGAACAGUAUCUACAGCGCCUUCGACGACAAGAUCGAUAAGUAUGACGUGUACAAGGUGGAAACAAUAGGAGAUGCUUACAUGGUUGCAUCUGGUCUUCCUGUCAGAAACGGAGGUAAACACGUCGAUGAGAUCUGUCGUAUGGCACUGGACCUCGUCAAGGUAACGGAGACUUUUAAACUUGAUCAAGUCCCUGGUGAGACUCUCCUCAUCAGGGUUGGGAUACACACAGGUCCCUGCGUGUCUGGGAUUGUGGGUAACAAGAUGCCAAGAUACUGUCUGUUCGGGGACACCGUCAACACAGCCUCAAGAAUGCAAACGACUGGAGAUCCACAGAAAAUCCACAUCAGUGAAAACACCAAAAAGGCAUUGCAGGCUUUUCAUUAUUAUAAAACAGAGUUUAGAGGCUACAUUGACGUUAAAGUAAGUAGCUGA